Messenger RNA from Orycteropus afer afer, 2547 nucleotides. It is a transcript of the gene HDAC10, whose product is annotated as histone deacetylase 10. NCBI's taxonomy places the organism in Eukaryota, Metazoa, Chordata, Mammalia, Tubulidentata, Orycteropodidae. The transcript is spliced from 20 exons. Gene Ontology annotation, biological process: chromatin organization. Gene Ontology annotation, cellular component: histone deacetylase complex. Bases 1 to 2547 code for a protein of 848 amino acids. Gene Ontology annotation, molecular function: histone deacetylase activity. The record is from RefSeq and is a predicted model, not a curated record.
AUGGGGACCGCGCUCGUGUACCACGAGGACAUGACGGUCGCUCGGCUCCUCUGGGACGACCCCGAGUGCGAGAUCGAAUGUCCUGAGCGGGUGACCGUCGCCCUGGAGCGCCUGCAGCAGCACGGUCUGGAGCAGAGGUGCCUGCGGCUGGCGGCGCGCGAGGCCUCGGAGGCGGAGCUGGGCCUGGUUCACAGCCCAGAGUACGUGGCUGUGGUACGGGGCACCCAGGUCCUGGGCACAGAAGAGCUUCAGGCGCUGUCGGCCCAGUACGACGCCGUCUACUUCCACCCGAGCACCUUUCGCUGUGCUCGGCUGGCUGUGGGGGCUGCGCUGAAGUUGGUGGACGCUGUGUUGACCGGGGCCGCGCACAAUGGGCUCGCUCUCGUGAGGCCUCCCGGCCACCACAGCCAGCGUGCAGCCGCCAAUGGGUUCUGUGUAUUCAACAAUGUGGCUAUAGCAGCUGAACACGCCAAGCAAAACCACGGGCUGCACAGAAUCCUCAUCGUUGACUGGGACAUCCACCACGGCCAGGGCACCCAGUACAUCUUUGAGGAUGACCCCAGCGUCCUCUACUUCUCCUGGCACCGCUACGAGCAUGGGCACUUCUGGCCUUUCCUUCGAGAGUCAGAUGCCGAUGUGGUUGGCCAUGGCCGUGGCCGCGGCUUCACGGUCAACGUGCCUUGGAACCAGGUGGGGAUGGGAAACGCUGACUAUAUGGCAGCUUUUCUGCAUGUGCUGCUCCCUUUGGCCUUCGAGUUUGACCCCGAGUUGGUGCUGGUCUCCGCUGGCUUUGACUCAGCCAUCGGGGACCCUGAGGGGCAUAUGCAGGCCACACCAGAGUGCUUUGCCCAUCUCACUCAGCUGCUGCUGGCCCUGGCUGGUGGCCGGGUCUGUGCUGUGCUGGAGGGAGGCUACCACCUCGAAUCGCUUGCAGAGUCAGCAUGCAUGACAGUGCAGGCGCUGCUGGGAGACCCUGCCCCACCUCUGUCGGGGAUCAUGGUGCCCUGUUGGAGCGCCCUGGAGUCCAUCCAGCAUGUCCGGGCGGCCCAGGCCCCUCACUGGACAAGCCUCCAGGACCAGGACACAGCCCUUGAACCAAACCCCAGUGCCUGCUCUCCAGAGGGGAGGCCUCCACCACCGCCCCCCGGGACUUCCGCAUAUGAGGAGGCAGCCAUAGAAGCAGCGGCCCAAGCAGCUGUAGCGCUGAGCUCCCUCCUGGACAGGCUGCGCCUUCAUCCCCUGCCCCCCGUCCGCACAGCCAUUGCCCUAACCUCAAUGGAUGCUACCCCUGCCCUGCCUCUUGGAGUCCUCCAUCAGGAGGGGUCAGCCCUGAGGGAGGAGACCAAGGCCUGGGCCAGACCCCAUGAGGCCCUGGCCCAGGACGAGGCCCUCACUGCGCUCGGGAAGGUUCUGAACCUUGUAGACAAGAUCUUGGGUGGGCAGGUGAGCAGUGGCAUUGCGGCCAUACCCACCCUUGCUGUUGCUGCCACCUUGGAUGUGGUCAUCCGCCGCGGCCUGUACCUUGGAACCCAGAAGCUGUUUUGUGUGGCUUUGGGACAGCUAGACCGGCCCCCAGACUUCACUGAUGAUGGGAGGAUUCUGUGGCUGAACAUUGGAGGCCAGGAGGCAGCAGCCCUGUCCAUGUUCUGCAUCUCCGUGCCACUGCCAAGGGAGACUGGGGGGCUCCUGAGCUGCAUCUUGGGCCUGGUGCUGCCCCUGGCCUAUGGCUUCCAGCCUGACCUGGUGCUGGUGGUGCUGGGGCCGUCCCACAGCCUGCAGGAUACCCACGCUGCACUACUGGCCUCAAUGCUCCGGGGUCCAGCAGGGGGCCGAGUCCUAGCCCUGGUGCAGGAAUCCAGACCCCACCUUGCAGGUGCCCUGGCCCGUGCAUUGCAUGGAGAGGCACCCCCCAGCCUGGGCCCCUGCUCUAGGGCCUCGGCUGAGGACUUGGAGGCGCUGAAGUACCUAAGAGGGCAGCUGGAAUCAGAGUGGAGGAUGCUGCAGGUGGCGGGCCUCAAUUUCCUCAUUUACCGGAACGCAGCCCCAACCGGAAGUGCGCGUAGCAGAGGCGGGGCCACGGCCAAGGGAGCCUCCACGGUCCCGCCCCCUCUGAGCAUAUUUUCUGCGCCUCUUGUCCCGGGGUCUCGCCGGUCGCGUGGCAAUGACGCGCACGGCCGCCAGAGCGGGAACGCUGGGAGCACCUGCUCGAGAGGCCUGAGGCGGCGACCCUGUGUGGGUUCUCCGUCCUCAGACUCCCUCCCUGGCCUGCGGGGCACCGGCAGCAUCCACUCGGGGGAUUCUGGCUCCGGUGCGGGGCCCCGGAGAACGCAGGGAAAACCGAGUCCGUGCGCUGUGUCCUGCCCACGCACGUGUCGUUCUUCGAGUUUGUCAAGGUUGUGCGACCGCCUGAAGGUCAGGAACUGUCGGCGUCUGCUUCCCCGCGGGGCGAGCUCCGCGCCUCGGGGCCUCGGCGCAGCUCUCGGUCUCGCAGAGGCCGGUGGCCGCCCGGCUGGGACGUCUGCGCGCACUCUGAGGGCCCGGAGCUGA